AUGCACCGGCGAUGUAUAACAACGAAAUAUAGCACCGGCGAUGUGUAUAGCACCGAUGUGAUGUAUAACGCCGGAAAUGAGACUGGUAGUUUUUAUAAUGUGACUGGUCAUUUUGAUAAUGUGACUGGUCAUUUUGAUAAUGUGACUGGUCAAUGUGACAAUAUGACUGGUCAAUGUGACAAUAUGACUGGUCAAUGUGACAAUAUGACUGGUCAUUUUGACAAUGUGACUGCAAUUGGUGGAGCAAGGAAAAACACCCGUGCCCCACCUCACCUGCAACGCAAAGAUACGAUUGAAACGAGGGGUCGAAUCAGCCGUAUAUUGGCAGAAAAAUUGCGGGGUAAACCAAGCACAAUUAGGAGGAGAUCGGUGUCGGUGGGGUUUUCCAGCGAAAGUCUGGGGUAG
Molecule: messenger RNA, 405 nt
Organism: Hyphopichia burtonii NRRL Y-1933
Lineage: Eukaryota; Fungi; Ascomycota; Pichiomycetes; Serinales; Debaryomycetaceae
Exons: 3
Coding region: 1-405 (134 amino acids)
Source: RefSeq, a predicted model, not a curated record